This is a messenger RNA of Striga asiatica, 489 nucleotides long. NCBI's taxonomy places the organism in Eukaryota, Viridiplantae, Streptophyta, Magnoliopsida, Lamiales, Orobanchaceae. The record is from the annotation of a GenBank genome assembly.
AUGGUCUCAUUAGCCUGCGCAUUCGCAAUCGGGCUAAUCAACGUAAUGUGGACCGUAAUAUUCAGAAACAAAUGGGCCGGGCUUUUUACGGAAGAUAACGGGCUGAAAGCCCUAGUUGCUUCGGUUCUUCCUGUUAUCGGCCUCUGUGAACUUGGAAACUGCCCACAGACGACGGGCUGUGGGAUUCUCCGUGGGGCAGCCAGGCCCGUUGUGGGGGCCCACAUCAACCUUGGCUCGUUCUACUUUGUGGGCCUGCCCGUGGCAGUGGGCCUGGCCUUUGGGCUUGGGGUAGGUUUUACGGGCCUGUGGCUUGGUUUGCUCUCGGCUCAGGUUGCGUGCGCGGUGUCGGUUCUUUACGCGGUGGUGGGCCGAACGGACUGGGAAAACGAGGCCUUGAAGGCCUCCAAGCUUGCUAGAGUUCAGAUGGGCUGCAUUAAAUGUGCUGAUGAUGAGGAGGAGAAAAAAGGAUUGAUGGAUAUGGAGAAAUAA